Molecule: messenger RNA, 5785 nt
Organism: Vollenhovia emeryi
Lineage: Eukaryota; Metazoa; Arthropoda; Insecta; Hymenoptera; Formicidae
Gene: Gyg
Product: nascent polypeptide-associated complex subunit alpha, muscle-specific form
Exons: 9
Coding region: 279-4190 (1303 amino acids)
Cellular component (GO): cytoplasm
Molecular function (GO): glycosyltransferase activity
Source: RefSeq, a predicted model, not a curated record
CCGAGAGCGGGCAUCGUCGGCAGAAGGGCGAGGGGAGAGGAACCGAAGUAUCUCGCGAAGCGGCGGACCCUCGCCGCGCUCUCUUCACUCGUGUUGUGGCGCCGACGAGGUGCACGCGGACCGUUCCCGUUGUCCAUCGGUCGUCAGUGCCGGCACAGGUGGUGGGUGUACGCACACGGAACGUCUCGGUUCUCUUCCGGUAGUCACCGAGGCGCGCAGAGGCAGAAGAGGAAGUACUUGAGUCGUCGAGUUCUCUCCACGCGCAGCGAGCACCAGUCAUGGGCGGAUAUGCAUGGGUUACACUGGCUACGAACGAUGCCUACUCCCUGGGGGCGCUGGUCCUGGCGCACUCGCUACGCCGGGUCGGCACCAAGUACGAGCUGGCCUGUCUGGUCACUCCCGGAGUCACGGCGACCAUGAGGGAAAAAUUGUCAGCAGUAUUCUCCUUGGUGCAGGAAGUCAAUGUUCUCGACUCGAAGGACGAGGCGAACCUGGCCUUGCUGGCCAGGCCAGAGUUGGGCAUCACUUUUACCAAGUUGCACUGUUGGAGGCUGACUCAGUACGAGAAGUGUGUAUUCGUUGACGCAGACGCGCUUGUCGUACGAAAUUGCGACGAGUUAUUCGAGCGAGAGGAAUUAUCGGCCGCGGCCGACGUCGGAUGGCCCGAUUGCUUCAAUUCCGGAGUGUUCGUAUUCAGGCCGUCUCAACAAACGUUCGCGUCAAUCACCGCGUUUGCCGCCGCCAAGGGCUCGUUCGACGGCGGCGAUCAAGGCUUGCUGAACAUGUACUUCAGCGACUGGGCCACGAAGGACAUCUCCAAGCACCUACCGUUCAUCUACAAUAUGUGCUCCACCGCGACGUAUUCCUAUCUUCCCGCAUUUAAACAAUUCGGCGACGACGUGAGAAUAAUACACUUUAUCGGCAUAACGAAACCGUGGUUACAGUAUUUCGAUACCCUGACCGGCACCGUCCAGCCGCCAUCGGGAUCAGUCCACUUGCAACCGCUGUUGCAACUGUGGUGGAACUUAUUCUGCGAGCGAGUGCAUCCCCAACUGUCGCCCUCGAUGGCCACCAGCACAUUGGCUCCAAUUUGGCACGCAUUUACUCCUCCGUCCUAUGUACCCCCCUUUCCCAAGAUCUCCGAUGCGACAGACCGCAACACGCACAGCUCUCGGAUGCCGGAUUUCUCCGAGUUUAAAGAUCCCUGGGAGGAAUAUUCUCCGCGAAACGAUCCACUUUCGGCCGACGAUAGCGCAACGAGUGAUAAGGGCGAGAACUGUUACUGCGGAAUGAAAUACGAAGGAGCGGACGCUGCUCGUCAAGGCGAUCGCAGCGCGGCCCAACUCGCGCACGAUCAACAAUUUCAGCAACAGCAUUCUUCUUAUACACCCGUUCAAGCGUACGACCAACAUCAAGAGCACGCGACUUCUCAUCCCGGAGAGAAUCGCGAUCAAGAGCAGCACAGUGAACAUCAUCACUGGCAGCAACGCAGCGAGCAGAGACACCCCGUUGAACAGCACCAGCGUAAUGAACAGUGGACUGAACAGAGACAUCAGCAUGCGCAGCACCAGCAUCACGAGCAAAGGUAUCCUAAUGAGCAGCAACAUUACAACGAGCAAAGACAAUAUAGCGAGCAUCACCAGUUUCAUCAACAUGACUGGCACAGAAGUAAGGCGGACGAUCAUCAUCAGCAUCGACCGGUUCAAGAAUUGUUACAAUCCGCCGAGAUGAGGCACGAGACUCGCGCGCAGCAUCACGAUAAUCAAACUAGUCAUCGAAAUGCGGACCAUCCGAGUCACAUUGUUCCUCACAACCAGUCCCAGCGUACCGAUAAUCAAGAUGCUCGGGACGACUUGGCAUCUCAUUGCUUUCGAUGCAACGAAAAGAGUAGCGAGCAGGCGUUGGAGGCUGCGAAUGAGCAGACAGACGCGCGGAGAAUCGAUUUCCUUCCUCCCCCUCCCGCACCUUGUACAGAUCUCCACAAUGUAGCCACGCGAUCUGACCCGAAUGUAACGGAACAUCUAGACAAUGCAAAUGCGGGUAUCGCCGGCGCUCUGGCUCAACUGACGUUGGGCGAGGCGAGGAGCGUCGAGCAAGUGGCCCUGGAGGAGCACAUGAGGAAGCAGAGCUGGGAGCAAGGGCAGAUCGACUAUUUGGGUCGCGACAGCUUUGACAACAUAUGGAAGAAGAUCUGCGAGACGCUCUCCUUCGCGCCGCAACGACAACCAACUCCGCCUAAAGAGGACACCGCUACUUUGAAGACUACUGCGAAAGAGACUGCUACAAAAGAGACUGCCGUGAGAGAGACCGCUGACGCAUCUGCAGAUGUCAAAGUGGAUAAACCAGCCGUUGAAGCGGACAAGGAUCCAAUGCAAACUCUAGUAUGCGAGGUUUCCAAAGAGGAGAAGCUUUCGGCGACGCAAAUCCCCGAGCAGAAAGCACCCGCGUUAUCCUCCGAGAAAAGUAUCACGGUAGAAGCUGCCGAGGCGAAAGUACCCAGCGAGCCGGCACAAUUGGCAGACGCUUGUGCGAAACCGACGACCGAGCCAAAAGAUGUAAAGUCGUGCGAAAUCUGUACCGAAGUGCCUGCGCCGCAGCCACCGGCGGAAUCGCUGCCCGCGAGAACAACCGCGGAGCAAUGCGUGCUCGCGAGUCCGCAGGAAGCGGCGCCUCAAGGCGUGAGUCUUUUCCUCGAGGCAAAGGAACCGCCACAAGUUGACUCGCAAACGUCCCUCUUGACUUGUAGCUUGCCUGUGCAAGAAGCAGCUACGCCGGUCACGCAAACCGGCGGCACCGAGUUAGCGUUCGAGGCGAAACCGGAGACCCCGGCUGCUCAAGACGCGACGCAACCCGCAGCUCCGAUUAGCUUGGGCAGUCCGCAGGUCAUCGCCAUAGCUUCUCCCGUAGCGAGCGAAACGCCAGUAGAAGACAUUGCGAAACGUGCAGUCGAAUUCGCGCCCGACGUAACGCAGCCUCUCACGAUAGACCCGAGCGAGCGGCACGCGGAGAUGCUGUUAGCGGCUUCCGAGAUCUCCACUGUGAGCCCCGUGCCUAUUCAGGUGGCGGAGUCGGUUCUUCAGGCUGAGCCCAAGGAGUCCGUGUUGGGCGCAGCUGUGGCCGUGAGCGAUCAAGCGAUCGCUACGACGGUCACAGCCGUGCACGAGUCCACGGACGUCGUUCCUGCGCCGAUCCCGAUGGAGUCCGUUCAGUUGAACGGGUCAGCCUGCGAAGUCGAGAGAUGCGGUGACGUCAUGAGAGAUGCGGCUCUGGUCCCCGGUCUACCGGAAAAGACCGAUGCUCCUACUGAGGCGGCCAAGGAAUCAGCGAGCGACUUGGUUACCAUCAAAGAACUGCCAUCAGAGGCACUGCCGGCUAUUGAAGGCGAGAUAUUAACCAGUAGCGGCGUGGUGCCCUCAGAAACAUCAUCCGUGAAAGAAUCAGCGGAACAGGUUACGAGAACAGAAGCGGCAGAAGCGAAGCCUUCAGAACAGAUUGUAAAGACCGAAACGGUGGAGGCGAAGCCCGCGGAACAGAUGGGAGAGGCAGAAGUGCAGCCUCCGGGGCAGAUUACGAAGACGGAAGCGGUUGCGAAACAAGCGGAGACGGCCGUGCCAGCUGAAACAACAGAAUCAACAUCUACCGAACGAGCCGCCGAAGUAGCGGAAACCGCUGCCGAAGUGGCGAGGCCGCCGAGCGAGGUUCCGGAGUCGCCGAUCGCCGAGCAGAGUUCGCCGAUGGAAGGACCCAUUGAAGCGAAGCCGCCGAACGUCCCGUCGACGCCGACGGUCACCGAGGCCACGCCGCCGACCAGUCCGUCCGCGGAGAGCGCGCAGGAGACGGAGGAGGCGGUCGCGAAGAAGAGCUUGAAGAAGUCCGACUCGACGGACGGCGCCGAGGGGGAGGGCGCGGACAAGAAGGCGGGGAAGAAGACGGUGAAGAAGGUGACGAAGAAGCCGAAGAAGCCCGAAGAGGCGGCGCCCUCGGCCGCGGCGGAGGGCGCCGCCGCGGACGGCUCUCAGGGCAAGGCGAAGAAGCCCGUGAAGACAACGAAGAAGACCGGCACGAAGGGCCUGGAGGCCGACACGAGCGUGCCGGAGACACCGCCGCCGCCGACCACGUCGGCCGCGCCUGUUCCGCCCAAGCGGAAGACAAAGGGCCCGAUCGGCAAGAAACCCGAGACGGAGGAGUAGCCGGUCGAUCCAAGCCGACAAAUGGUCUCGAACAGCGCCGGGAGUCUGAGAGGCCGGAAGACGUUCGAGGGGAAGAAGAAGAAGAAGAAGAAGCCUUCAAACGUGUGCGCGCUGAGCAUCUCAAGAGGAGAACUUUAAUCCUUUCGAGACUUCGCGUUCUUAGAAGACUAAGUAUUUCCGCGCAUGCUCUUUUUUUACGAUUUUCCCGAGAUAAAAGAUUCGCCGUGAGAUUCCCGAUCGGUGAUCUUUACCAGCUGCAAAGUGUAGUAGUCACGAAGUGUAGUCGCGACAUAGUCCAAACGCUGUCUCGGAAGGAUUGAAGGGUCCCGUCAGAAGAUCGCACUCGCUAGUCUGUUACGGUUUUUCCUUUUUUUUUAUACUUUUAAUAUAAUAUAUAUAUCUCGCGAGAGUUUCUAUAUCGCCGUUGAGCUUCGAUACCGCGCCCGCACCGCGGGGGUAUCGAGCGAUACCGAGAGUUUAAGAGCCGCGUUAAAUACUCCACCUGUCCUUUUCUUUUAAUUAACGAAAUACUCGCUUCUCUCCCCCUCCCCCCUGUGGCUUGUUCCUACCUGUUUGUAAUUAUCGUUUCCUCGAAUCAACGUUGCUCGGGACGAGGGUCUCGCACGUCUUGAAACGACGACGAGCCUGUGGUCUCGAGCGACGUGAGUUCGAGUGUCUUGUCGCGAGCGAGCAUUUGCAUAUUUGUUAUUCGCUUCAACGAAUCCGAUGAUGGAGCCUGUCGCGAGAAGGAAAGCGGGGGAUCACCAUCUGUGAUUGAUUCUGUUGCGCGAGGGUACGCUUUUCUUUUACGCGAUUCGAACGCGGCGUCAGGAUCGUGUCGCCGGUGCCAUGCAGUCCGAUGCUUCUGAGACCACCGACGAGGGAGAGAAAGAGAGAGAGAGAGCCCUAUGUUUUAUUUACACGUGUGCGUGUGUGAGUGUGUGUGAGCGUGUGUGUGUUUACAGUGCACGGAGUCCUAUCAUAACUGCAUCGAUCGAGCGAGACGAUAAAUGAAAGGAAGGUCCACUUGCCUCGCGGAAUCAAUAAUCAAUAAUUAUUGUAAUGUCAUCAGGAAACGAGAGGCAGAGCGAGAGAGUCGGAGAGCAAUGCUAAUUUAUUAUACGCCACGAGAGCAUUAUAAGCAAUACGAGAAUGGCAACUGAGAUAUUACGUGAGAGAUCUGAGCGGCUCAUCUUUUGUAUACUCAAAUAUAUUAUAUAUUAUAUAUAUUAUAUAUUAAAUUAUAUUUUUCAGUGUGUAUUUUUACUCUGUCUUGUUGAUACUUCUGAAAAAAAGAUAAAGAUGUUUCGCCUUAUCCACAUGUAUGUAUAAAUAACAAAUUUCUUACUCUAAUUUAGAUUUAAGCAGGUCAAACGGUUCUUUCUCAAGUGCACGGGGUAUCGAUCUGUCCGGAAGAGCCACGCAACUCGCUGCAAAAUAGCAUAACGCAACUGAAAGCUUUUUAAUAAUGAUGAAGAGAAAAAGGCUUUGCCGAUCCGUUCGCGGGAAGUAAGUUGUAGGAGAUACUCCAAAGACGCAGUGUAAGAUUUGUAACGAGACUUAUCGCCAAUAAAACACGUGUCGUCAAUGAGGAA